Messenger RNA from Sceloporus undulatus (fence lizard), 1671 nucleotides. It is a transcript of the gene NECAB2, whose product is annotated as N-terminal EF-hand calcium binding protein 2. Gene Ontology annotation, biological process: regulation of amyloid precursor protein biosynthetic process. The record is from RefSeq and is a predicted model, not a curated record. The transcript is spliced from 13 exons. Gene Ontology annotation, molecular function: calcium ion binding. Lineage: Eukaryota; Metazoa; Chordata; Lepidosauria; Squamata; Phrynosomatidae. Bases 53 to 1249 code for a protein of 398 amino acids. Gene Ontology annotation, cellular component: cytoplasm.
GGAGGAGGGCGUCCCCGCCUGGCCUCCUGGAGGAUGAAGGCUCCCGGGGAAGAUGUGUGAGCAGGCAGCGCGCUAUUGCCGCUCCAGCGUCCACAAGCUCCUCCGCAAGCAGAGCCCCGCCGCGCCUGGCCCGGCCGCCUUGGACGGACUCCUCCGCUGGAUCGCCACCAAGAUGAGCGACAAGAGCCUCUUGCCCGGAGAGGAAGAGGAGGAGGAGGAGGAAGGAGCAGAGGAGGAAGGCAAGGCAGCCCCCGAGCAAAGGAAGGGAGCCUCCGUCAUCCUCGAUAUCUUCAGACGGGCUGACAAAAAUGAUGACGGGAAGCUAUCCUUGGAGGAAUUCCAAGCCUUUUUUUCUGACGGGACUCUCAAUGAGGAGGAACUGGAAAAGCUUUUCCAUACCAUCGACUCUGACAACACUAGCAACGUGGAUACUAAGGAGCUCUGUGAUUAUUUUGCCGACCACAUGGGAGAUUAUGAAGACGUCUUGGCUUCUCUGGAGACACUCAACCUCUCCAUUCUGAAGGCCAUGGAUUACACCAAGCGGGUGUACGAGAGAGGGACCAACGUGGACCAGUUUGUGACCCGAUUCCUGCUGAAGGAGACAGCGAACCAGAUCCAGUCCUUGCUCAGCUCCGUCGAAAGUGCGGUCGACGCGAUCGAUGAACAAACCAGCCAGAUAAGAAACCUCCACAGUAAAUCUAGCCACGCUGUCAUGGACACUUGGUACGAAAACCCUGUGCCUAACUACUCUCCCAAUAACAGAAUCAUGACCAAAGAGCGCCGGAAAAGUUUCCAAACUGUGUCUUCAGACACCAAGGAGGAAGGCUUGGAAGCGCAGAUCAACAGGUUAGCAGAAUUGAUUGGAAGACUGGAAAACAAGACCCUUUGGUUCGAUCUGCACCAGCGAUUGUCGGACAGCGAAAACACAGCCUGUGCGUAUCUUCAUUUGGUACGAAAUGAGAUGACCGUCUCUCAGAAACAUUUGGGGGAGUUCUGCGGAUCCCUUAAACAGUACCUGAAGACCGUGGCGGGAGAACAGGACUGCUUCCACGUAACUGCCGUGAGGCUCCCCGACGGUGUCACUUUCAUUGUCUAUGAGUUUUGGGAGACUGAGGCAGAUUGGAAAAGGCACCUGCAGAGUCCUGCCUGUAAAAGCUUCCAACAUGUCAAAGUGGAUACUCUGACUCAGCCGGAAGCCGUUUCCAGUGUGUCCGUGCCAGCGGCCUGGUGCACCCUGAACCGAGACUGACCAGAAGACGGCAGAGCAUUGAGAGAAAGGAUGGCCUCUCUCCCUCCAUGCUCCUUCAUUCUUUCCACUCUUUUGCAGAGAACAAAACUCCUGUCUUUUCUAACAACUUUGUUACCGUUGCUGUCUUCCCAUCCCCACCUUCCCCGAUACCGUUUCUAUCCAGAAAUGUUCUUAGUUGUUUACUAGUUGAUGUGAUGGAAAAUAACCAAAAUUCAAAACCAACCCAAGGAAGUCCUCUGGGGUUUGGAUCAGGUCCAGUCUCAAGCGCAGGUAUGCAACAUCAAACACACCAAACAGUAGCAUACCAUGGCUGCCGAUUUCUUAAUAAACCGAACAGUCGCCCUGGGUUGAUAUUGGUGAUCCCAUUCCUAAAGAGCCUGUGUUUUCAUCCAGGUACCCUAUUACAAGGAACUGGAAUUGAA